Messenger RNA from Miscanthus lutarioriparius, 786 nucleotides. NCBI's taxonomy places the organism in Eukaryota, Viridiplantae, Streptophyta, Magnoliopsida, Poales, Poaceae. The record is from the annotation of a GenBank genome assembly.
AUGGCGGCGGCGGCGGUAACCCUCCUCCGCCUUCCUCUCGCCCGUAUCUCCUACCACCUCCGCUCCGUACCUUCCUCUCGUCUCCCGCCCCCUCGCCUCCGUAUAUUCACCUCCCAUCGCCUUUUCUCCUCUCUGGACCACGGCUCCGCCUCUGCCUCCGCAUCUGCGGCCGUCGCCGAGGUUGUAGGCGUGACGGACGCGGAGGAGGAGUCGGUAGAGGAGGAAUCUGCGGCCGAGGCUGAGGCUGAGGCGGAGGCGCCCAGGUCGUUCGUGCUCCCGCGGCUGCCGCGGCCGAAGCUGAGCGUGAAGGAGCGGAAGGAGCUGGCCUCGUACGCGCACGGCCUCGGCAAGAAGCUCAAAUCGCAGCAGGUCGGCAAGAGCGGCGUCACACCCAAUCUUGUCUCUGCCUUCAGUGACAACCUCGAGUCCAACGAGCUCCUAAAGCUAAAAAUUCAUGGGAACUGCCCUGGGGAGCUACCUGAUGUGAUACUUCAACUUGAGGAGUCAACAGGAUCCAUUGCUGUUGACCAAAUUGGUCGCUCUGUUAUUCUGUAUAGGCCUAGCACCAGCAAGAUGAAAAAGAAGCAACAAGUUGCUGAAAAUGCUAGGAGAUUUUCAAGACCUGAAGAAGGAAAUGCUAGGCGGUUUGUAAAAUCUGAAGAAUCAUUUGAAGAACGCCCUAGAAACAGCUCAGGCAGAAGAUUUGUUGGAUCUGGAUCUACAUUUAGGGGUCAACAGAAGAGGAGACCAAUGGCAUCCAAGGGGUCUUCAUAUGGCCGAGGAUAG